AUGACCGCUAAACAUUCUCGCGGAUUUCUUCAUUCCGAUGAAGACAUCAGUGAUAAGGCAUCAACGUGUGGAAAAUUGCUAAUAUUCCUAUCGGUUGCCCUGGUAAUACUGACGUUGCCCUUCAGUUUGUUUGUUUGCUUCAAGGUGGUGCAGGAAUACGAACGUGCUGUUAUAUUCCGUUUAGGUCGCUUAAUGCAAGGCGGAGCCAAAGGUCCUGGAAUAUUUUUCAUUUUACCAUGUAUUGACUCCUACGCAAGGGUGGACUUGCGUACUCGAACAUAUGAUGUACCACCACAAGAG
Teleopsis dalmanni is the source of this 300-nucleotide messenger RNA. Its product is annotated as band 7 protein CG42540-like. Gene Ontology annotation, cellular component: plasma membrane. The record is from RefSeq and is a predicted model, not a curated record. Lineage: Eukaryota; Metazoa; Arthropoda; Insecta; Diptera; Diopsidae.